This is a messenger RNA of Cyphellophora attinorum, 1362 nucleotides long. RefSeq lists its product as uncharacterized. The transcript has 2 exons. Gene Ontology annotation, cellular component: endoplasmic reticulum. NCBI's taxonomy places the organism in Eukaryota, Fungi, Ascomycota, Eurotiomycetes, Chaetothyriales, Cyphellophoraceae. The record is from RefSeq and is a predicted model, not a curated record. Gene Ontology annotation, biological process: endoplasmic reticulum calcium ion homeostasis. Gene Ontology annotation, molecular function: calcium ion binding. The coding region runs from base 1 to 1362 and encodes 453 amino acids.
AUGGAUUUUCUCAAAAACGUAAUAGGUGGCGGGCAGAAGCCAAUUCCCGCUGAGGAUACAGACUUUGCAGACUUCGCUGCCGCGCCAGACCCGUCUCCGAUACCCAUACCUGCAUCGCCUGCGGAUGCGGCAGCCGCCGAACCCACAGGAGCGCUGGGACGAGGUCCUGCGGUGCCCUACACAAAAUGGUACCGCGUCUGGGAGCGGACCCAGGUAUCAGACUUCUACCUAGAGAUGACCAUAGCGCCGUUCAUUCUCUUGAUGCUGCUGAUACACCUGUGGGGAUCAUCGACGAAUAAGCGCAAGGCAAGGAAGUGGAUGGCCGUUCACCAGCCGAUCUUAGAGAGCGAGUUCGCUCUUGUGGGCUACCAUCGUGCACCGAAAGCGUCCUCCGAAGGACCCGAGGGCGGCAAUCUGCUCGAGGCCGCGAACAAGCUCGAUGGCAAGAACCUCGCCGACGAUCUCCUGAAGGAGCAGACUGCGUACGAGUAUCAGACCUACGCCAGUGGAAGGCUGAAUGCCGCAUUCAUGGAUGCCAAAAUCAACCUCCACCGACGCAUGAACCCGGUGCAACUUCUUUCCGAGCACAUUGCCGGCAUGUUCUUCGAGUCGGUAAAGCCCAAGAAGGAGCGCCUGGAGGCAGUGCUGUACACUUUCGACGGCAAAGAGAAGGAUUUCGUUCCACCAAGAAUUCCUGGCGCGGAAGAGGUUGAGAAAUCCAAAGGCACUGGGAACUCAUCUUACGACCCGUUCGUGCUGGCCGUCGUCAACAAGCUGGAGAUGCGCAAGUUCCGCGACGACCGCUACGACGCCUCGCUUACCUUCACCAAGGACAACGCGAAACUGCCGGACUUUGUCACAGUCAUGAGCGAGAGCGCCGAGAUCACGGAUGCACUGCUCAGUAAGGAGCUCAUAUCAGCAGUCGAGAAGGCCGGCGACUUGUUCGAGUACCUCAUCAUCACUGACCAGCCCACCGACAAGCCAUCGACCUUGGACGAGACGGCUCCGAAAAAGCGUAUUCAUCUCAGCGUCCGUCUGCCAAGCAACGGCGAUUACAGCUCGACACUGCCUCUCUUCCAGGUGUUCCUCCGCCUGCCAGACGCGUUGGUAGCAAACGCGCACUUCCGGCCCGAAGUCAUGAAGAAGGUGAAGGCAGUACGAGAAGCGGAGAAGUCGAAACUGAAGAAGGUUAGUGAUCAAGCUGUGGAGGAAGAGCGGGCUCUGCAGAUGGAGAAGCUGAAGAAGGAGGAGCGGGAUCGCAAGCUCAAGGGCAUGAGUGCGGAAGAGCAGCGGAAGUUUCUGGAGCGGGAAGCAGAGAAGAACCGGAAGAAGCAGGAGAAGAAGAUGCAGAGGCGUGGCUAG